AGUCGCUGGUUUGUUGAUUUGAGGUUAGGUUACUAUCAACAACAACACGCUCCACAAGGCUUAUAUAUAUAUUUAAUGCGGCGUUUGAUGUAACGAUUUGUGAUAUUAAGCGAUGUUAAAAAUGAGCAAUCAAUUGAAAAGAUAUUUAUUUUGGUUUGCGCACGAGCACGUUGAUUUCCGGCUCGCCGAAAUGGAAUCUAUAUUUGACAUGUUUAACAUUAAUCCAUGCACAAUGACGAGGCCGAAGGAACAUCCUUACUGGAUUGUAGAUUUACCCGACGAAAAUAAAGUGCAUCAAGUCGCCAGUAGAGCAGUUUCAUUACGCUUUUGUUUGGAGCUUUGGGCGCAAGAUAAACGAAAUGAAAAUUUGCACAGUUCUUUGAAAGAUUACUCAGUCAAAAAUUCGGAGGCCAUGGCGAGAGACAAGAAAAAAUCAUUUAAGAUCGUAGUGGAGACAUUCUGUAAACAUUUCUCGCAACGUGAAAAAAUAAAUAAAAUUGAAUCUUUCAGUUAUCUACCUUUUGAAGGGCCAGUUAAAUUGAAAAAUCCAGAUAUCACUCUAUGCUAUAUAGAAUAUUAUGGACUUAAUCCCAAUGACAUUCCUGAAGAACCCUAUGAAUAUUUCUUUGGAAGAUGGAUUGCCGAUGGUCAGCGAGAGUUAAUUCAAAAGUUGUCACUAAAAACUAGGAAAUUUAUAGGAAAUACGUCAAUGGAUCCUCAGCUGUCGCUGAUAAUGGCGAAUCAGGCACAGAUUAGAAAUGGGGAUCUAGUUAUUGAUCCGUUUGUGGGAACAGGCUCCUUGUUAAUUGCCGCAUCUCAUUUUGGAGGAUAUACAUUCGGGACUGAUAUCGAUUUUUUGAUGCUUCACGGCCGCACGAGGCCUACACGGAUAUCGCAAAAGACAAGGGAAAAAGACGAGAGUAUCGCAGCAAACAUGCAUCAAUAUGGAAUGAGUUCUUAUUUUCUCGAUGUCGUGGUGGCAGAUUUUUCGUAUCCCUUGUGGCGGGCAGAUUUAAGAAUUGAUGCUAUUGUAACGGAUCCACCUUAUGGUAUAAGGGAAGCUACUGAACGUAUAGGUAGUAUGAAGAUCAAUCCGGUGAUAGAAGAGCAUCAAGCAACCUCUCACAUUCCAUCAAAAAUUGUUUAUGGCCUGAAUCAAAUAUAUAGAGACUUGUUGUGUUUCUCCGCGAAACAUCUGAAACUUCAAGGUAGACUGGUCUGUUGGUAUCCAUUGUUUAGAGAUCAGUACAUGGAAGAUCAGUUACCAGCACAUUCUUGCUUGGAGCUGGUAGCCAAUUCCGAACAAAUAUUGAGCAACUACACGAGUAGAAGAUUAUUAACUUACAAGAAAGUUAAAGAACCGGAGGCAACCGACGAGAGUGUUAUCAAGAAUUUAACCGAUUUCCGUGAGAAAUAUUUUGCAUUACGUGAGGAAACGAGGAAGGAAAAACGAAUGAGGAAAUCCGCAGAAAGAGCGAAGAGACGAGAGGAGUGGGAACGUAGUAACAAGGAAGUUACUGAAAGAUGACUGUAGAGUAAUCUUGUAUAGUAUUAAAGGAGCAGACUUCUAGACCUUUCAAUUUUAUAUAUCUUCCAUUGCGAGAAGAUAUAUAAUUAUUCAAAAUUACUUAUCAAGAUGUGACUAAUUUUACAAUUCUUGUUUAUUAUGUACAGAAUAGUUGUAGAAGUUGAUAUGAAAACAAAGUUAACUAUUACAACAAUUUAGAAAUAAAUGAUAUUUUUUGACA
Molecule: messenger RNA, 1748 nt
Organism: Wasmannia auropunctata (little fire ant)
Lineage: Eukaryota; Metazoa; Arthropoda; Insecta; Hymenoptera; Formicidae
Product: tRNA (guanine(10)-N2)-methyltransferase homolog
Exons: 9
Coding region: 113-1528 (471 amino acids)
Biological process (GO): methylation
Cellular component (GO): cytoplasm
Molecular function (GO): nucleic acid binding
Source: RefSeq, a predicted model, not a curated record